AUGGACUCCAUCGUUGCUCGACACAUCCAGGACCAUGGCGAAGCCAACACAACAGCCGUCAAAUAUUGGGGUUAUGCAGAACGCAUACUACCUUGCAGGAAAGACGCCGGGACCUGCGAGUAUCUGGAAGCAGUAUACACCAUGCACGACACAUCGAUGCUGUACUCGUUCAUCCUAUGGGGUGUCAUCCUGGGCAUUCUGGCACUCUGGACUGCACUACGGAUUAGAAGCAUCGGCGUAGCAUCGCAAGGACGAGGCGGGCUCGUAGACGACAUGUGCAGUCAAGUCGGCAGUUGGCAGAAAUUCUUAUUGCCUGAUGCGCCGAUGCGAUGGUUGUUUGGGCGUGUCUCGCGACUGCAGAUUGUAGUACUGGCGGUCAUUCUUGCUUACCUGCUCAUCUUCUCUUUAAUCGGCAUCGUCUACAAGACAUGGGUGACGCCGAUUAAAGACUCAUCACUGAGCAACACUCGGACUGGACUUGGAGGCUGGGCGGACCGUGUUGGUGUUUUGGCAUACGCUUUGACACCUCUCGCUGUUCUGCUUUGUAUGCGCGAAAGUAUUCUAUCAAUACUUACCGGCAUUCCGUACCAGUACUUCAACUUUCUCCAUCGGUGGCUGGGCCGUGUCAUCUUCAUCCAGUCGGCACUGCACACCAUCGGCUGGACCAUUGUGGAAGCGAAGCUAUACCAACCACAACCAAGCGUUUACGUGACCUUCAUCCAACAGCAAUACAUGGUCUUUGGCUGCGUAGCCAUGCUCUUUAUCAGCUUUCUGACAGUCUUCAGCUUCAAGCCAGUGAUCCGCUGGACUGGCUACGAGUUCUUCAAGGUCACGCACUGGAUCGUCGCAGUACUUUACAUCGGGGCCUGCUGGGGCCACUGGGACAAGCUCUACUGCUGGAUGGUACCGAGCUUAGCACUCAUCGUCAUCGACCAAUGCGUACGAUACGGCAGAAUGGCGUAUUUGCACUCCACCGGCGGCAAAGGAAGGUCCUCCGGCUUCAAGUGUGACCAAGCCCGCAUGCAAGUCCUCACCGACGAUAACGGCACUGUCAUACGCCUCGACUUCGAGCACGAGCAUGCGACAUCGUGGAAAGCAGGACAGCACUUUUACCUUACCUUUCCAAGUCUAAGCAUCUGGCAAGCACAUCCUUACACGGUCUCCAGCGUCCCAGAUCCCAAUGCCUCGACUCAGACACACACAUACCUCAUCCGCGUCCGCAACGGACAGUCUAAACAAAUGGUUGCUCUCGGCGACUGUGCCAUUCCCGUCAUCAUCGCUGGUCCAUACGGCCACGGCUUUCCCAGCUACGAGAGUCGACAUGUCUUGGCGGUGGCAGGUGGUACGGGGGUGACCUUCACGUACCCUAUCAUCAUGGAGUUCAUCAGACAGAGUAUGAGUCGCCGAGCAGUGCAGGACUUUGUCUGGGUUGUGAGAAAGUCGGAAGAUUUGCUGUGGCUUGGCACGGAGCUUCGAGAGAUGAAGGGGCUAUUGAAGGACAUGCUCGGUCUAACUAUCACGAUCUUUGUUAGUCGGGAGAGUCGGGUGGGGAAGGGAGGGGAGGAGAGUGAGAGUUCAUUGCGCCAUGAGAGCGAUCAAGAGCGAAGCGUCAUCUCCGAGAAAGGAAAGGAGACCGCUGCAGUCGACACGACUGCAGUGGAGGUGUCAUUGAGUGACCUCUUGGCUCCAGCUGGCUCGCGCUUCAAAGUCCACUUCUUGCAAGACCAUCAUCCGUCUGUGGCGGAGGUUGUAACGGACUUCAGAGAGCGGAGUGCGAAUAUUGGUGGGCCGGUCGAGAUCGUGGGUAGUGGACCGGAAGCGAUGGGGACCGAUAUCAGGUUUGCUGUCUCGAAGAUUGAUGAGGGAGAUGGGGUCAGCCUUUAUUGGGAUUCGAGGGAGUAG
Fulvia fulva is the source of this 1902-nucleotide messenger RNA. RefSeq names its product Ferric/cupric reductase transmembrane component 2. NCBI's taxonomy places the organism in Eukaryota, Fungi, Ascomycota, Dothideomycetes, Mycosphaerellales, Mycosphaerellaceae. The record is from RefSeq and is a predicted model, not a curated record. Gene Ontology annotation, molecular function: ferric-chelate reductase activity. The transcript has a single exon. Gene Ontology annotation, biological process: copper ion import; intracellular iron ion homeostasis; iron ion transport. The coding region runs from base 1 to 1902 and encodes 633 amino acids. Gene Ontology annotation, cellular component: plasma membrane.